Messenger RNA from Pichia membranifaciens NRRL Y-2026, 912 nucleotides. RefSeq lists its product as hypothetical. Bases 1 to 912 code for a protein of 303 amino acids. The record is from RefSeq and is a predicted model, not a curated record. Gene Ontology annotation, molecular function: protein binding. NCBI's taxonomy places the organism in Eukaryota, Fungi, Ascomycota, Pichiomycetes, Pichiales, Pichiaceae. Gene Ontology annotation, cellular component: TORC2 complex; TORC1 complex. The transcript has a single exon. Gene Ontology annotation, biological process: TOR signaling; regulation of actin cytoskeleton organization.
AUGUCUGUGAUCCUAGUCUCUGCAGGAUACGACCACACGAUCCGGUUCUGGGAGGCGUUGACCGGGGUGUGCUCACGCACGAUACAGCACAGCGACUCGCAGGUGAACAGACUCGAAAUCACGUCGGAUAAAAAGUACCUCGCAGCAGCAGGAAACCCGAAGAUCAACCUGUACGACAUCCGGUCGACGAACCCGAGCGCGGUGCAGACGUUCGAGGGACACACAAACAACGUGACGUCGAUCGCAUUCCAGAUAGACAACAGAUGGAUGUGCUCGUCCAGCGAGGACGGCACGAUCAAGGUGUGGGACAUCCGCAGCCCGUCGAUCCAGCGAAACUACAAGCACAACUGCCCCGUGAACGAGGUGCUGAUCCACCCGAACCAGGGCGAGUUGAUUUCGUGCGACCAGAACGGCACGGUGAAGAUCUGGGACUUGGGCGAGAACAAGUGCACCCACCAACUCAUACCGGAGGACGACGUGUCGAUCCAGUCGAUCAGCUGUGCGUCGGACGGGUCGAUGCUGAUCGCCGGCAACAACAAGGGCAACUGCUACGUGUGGGAGAUGCAGAACUCGAUCGAGAAAACGCUCCUCAAGCCCUUCCACAAGUUCAAGUCGCACUCCAAAUACAUCACACGCGUGCUGUUGUCCAGCGACUGCAAGCACGUCGCCACCUGCUCCGCAGACCACACCACCAGGAUAUGGUCCACCGACGACGGCUUCAACCUCGAAACCACCCUCAAGGGCCACCAGAGGUGGGUGUGGGACUGCGCCUUCAGCGCAGACAGCGCGUACCUAGUCACCGCGUGCUCCGACCACUAUGUCCGUCUAUGGGACUUGAGCAGCAACGAGACCGUGAGGCAGUACAACGGCCACAACAAAGGCGUCAUCUGCGUUGCGCUGAACGACGUCUAA